AUGGUCAAAUACUGUGCAGCGUAUAACUGCAGCAACUCGGACACAAAGUUAAAUCGCAAACAGGGAAUAACUUUUCAUAGGUUUCCAAGGGAUAACAGAAGGAAGCUAGAAUGGGCCCGGGCAAUAUGUCGUGUGGACCCUGUGAGUGGCAGCCUUUGGACUCCAUCUGUAUGGGACAUGAUAUGUUCCCAGCAUUUCAACCCCGAAUGCUUUCGGGAAAUCAAUGGGAAGAAGUUUCUCAAGGAAGGAAGUUGUCCCUCUGUGUUUUCUUUUCCCGAUGACUGUAAGAAAAUAAAUACUCCAAAGAAAACAAGAAAGAACUCCAAAUGCGUGGGAGCAUUUGAUGUCCCUCUGUUCCAGGCAAAGGCCAGCAGCGAUAGGGCGAGCAGUGAGAAAACGACACCAGCAACCCUGAGUAACAGUUCACAAGAUACACUUGAGAACAUCCGUGAGGGUGAAGUGGAGCGAUGUAGCUUUUCUCCAGAAAUAAAUGCCACUGUGGAGUGUAAUGCAAAGGACAGGCUUAUGACCGAGCACCAUUACCAUAUCACAGACAGCCCAAAAACGUUGAAAAGGAAGCUGGAUGAACUGUUGACAGAGAAUGAUGAACUGAGGAGAAGAUUAAGGAACACAUCUCUUGAAGAACAGGUGCUCCGUAAAAAUGCGGCUGGUUCACUGGACGACAAGCAUUCAAAGUCUGUGAUGAGAGAAACAACGUGA
This is a messenger RNA of Euleptes europaea (tarantolino), 720 nucleotides long. Its product is annotated as THAP domain-containing protein 6-like. The coding region runs from base 1 to 720 and encodes 239 amino acids. The record is from RefSeq and is a predicted model, not a curated record. The transcript is spliced from 5 exons. NCBI's taxonomy places the organism in Eukaryota, Metazoa, Chordata, Lepidosauria, Squamata, Sphaerodactylidae.